Messenger RNA from Pelagomonas calceolata, 878 nucleotides. Lineage: Eukaryota; Pelagophyceae; Pelagomonadales; Pelagomonadaceae. The record is from the annotation of a GenBank genome assembly.
GUACGGCUGCAAAAACUGGUCGCAUUGCUCAGUGCUGCAGACGUGAGCCGUGCGCAUUGACGCCAUCGACGCGCUGCACAAACAUGGCUGCCACAAAAGCGCUGCGCGUCGUCUCCUACAACGUGCAGCGCUGGGGCCGGCUCGACACUAUUAUAGAUACGCUGGCGCGGCUCCGGCCGGACGUGUUGUGUCUCCAGGAGUGCUGCCAGAAGCGCGGCGCGGGGGCUUUGCAGAAGGUCGCGGACGCCUGCGGGCUCAAGCAGGUUCAUUUUUUUGGCCACACGAUGGACGAAUCCUACGGGAACGCGAUCCUCACGCGGGCGCCGAGCUCGCUGGUCAUGGAGAUCUUCCUCGCGGGCGGUUCUAUUAUUGGGGACCACCACAUCCAGCGCGGCGCUUUAUUCGUAGAAAUGGGCGCGAUCCGAGUGUGUUGCACGCACUUGGACCACAUCUCGGAGAACGAGCGCGCGAUCCAGGCCGGCGGGCUGGUCCGGCAGCUCCACGACCUGCGAGGCGAUUCGAAAGCGAUGCUGGUCGUGGGCGACCUCAACGCACUGAACGACGAGGCGAAGUGGGAUAGGUUAGAUCAGAUCCACGAGGAGAACGGCUGGGCGCCGCCCGAGGACUCGUCGGUGCCCGGCGGCGCGCUGCACACGUUUUUGGAGAACGGCUGGGUCGACGUGAGUCGGGGCGCCGGGCUGAGCUCGCCGGCGAAAGACCCCGUCCGGCGCGUCGACUACGUCCUGGCGCACGGGCCUGUCGUUGUCAAGCGGGCGCGGACGGACGCGUCGGCGGACGGGUCGGACCACCUGCCGGUCGUUGUCGAGGUCGAGGUGCCGGCUUAAUUUAGUUUUACUUGUGCUAGCUUCCCGCGCGCC